This is a messenger RNA of Sorex araneus (European shrew), 1327 nucleotides long. It is a transcript of the gene JCHAIN, whose product is annotated as joining chain of multimeric IgA and IgM. Gene Ontology annotation, molecular function: immunoglobulin receptor binding. Gene Ontology annotation, biological process: humoral immune response. The transcript has 4 exons. Bases 74 to 574 code for a protein of 166 amino acids. The record is from RefSeq and is a predicted model, not a curated record. Lineage: Eukaryota; Metazoa; Chordata; Mammalia; Eulipotyphla; Soricidae. Gene Ontology annotation, cellular component: pentameric IgM immunoglobulin complex.
GCACACCCCUUAUAGACCACUCACCUUAACACUGACUUCUUAGCUUGAGUUUUUCAAAAGAAGCGAAGUCAAGAUGAAGAGCUAUUUGCUUUUCUGGGGUGUCUUGGCCAUUUUUUCUAAGGCUGUUCUUGCGACAGUCGAUGAUGGAGAGGAAAAUGUUAUUCUUGCUGACAACAAAUGUCAAUGUACUCGGAUAACUUCCAGAAUCAUCCCAUCUCCUCAUAAUCCUGAAGAAGACAUUGUGGAGAGAAACAUCAGAAUUGUUGUUCCUGUGGGGAACAGGGAGAAUAUUACAGAUCCUACGUCUCCAAUGAGAACCGAAUUUGUGUACCAUUUGGCUGACCAGUGCAAAAAAUGUGAUCUUGUAGAAGUGGAGCUGGAAAAUAAAGUAGUUACUUCCUCCCAGAGCAAUCUGUGUGAAGAUAACGAAGUUUGCUAUACUUAUGAGAGAAACAAGUGCUACACCAAUAGGGUCCCACUCACCUUUGGUGAUAAGACCACUGUGGUGGAAGUAGCUUUGACCCCAGAUUCCUGCUAUCCUGAAGAUAGUUAUUAUUACAAUGAUAAUUAUUAAGUCAUUGCUAACUGCACAACAUUUAUUUUGAAAGGCUCUCCAUUUUGAUCUCAUGUAUUUGUUCCUAAUCCAUUUGAAACCGUGAUUAUUUUUGACAAUUAAAAAACUAUCCCAGCUCAAAACUGAAAGAGUGACAUUGUUAUUUUAACUAGAUAAUUACUUCUCAAUUGUAGGCUCAUGUUACAAAUAUGGAAAUCUCUGUUAUCAUCCUUACCUAACUGUCCUGGAGAAAAAAAUUUCUAGUAGUAAAAUGAAAAAGUAAAAUUAAAAAUAUAGACAAAGUAAGUCAAAGAGUAAAACAGGAGGUUUGAUUAAGUCAUCCCUCUCUUUUUGACUUUGCCUUGGAGAACCAAAGCUUUUGCACAUUUUACUUCAUUUUCAAAAAGCAUCACUGUGUAGAGAAAAUUUAUAUGUAAACAUAAGUCAAUUGUAAUCCUCAUUCAGAAAGUAAUAAUUGGAAACUAUUUUUAAAAUAUUUGUAAAAAUUACUUACAAUGUGAUGUCAAAUAUGUAUGAAACCAUUUAGUUGAAAGUGACAUAAUUGAAUGCAUAAUUGAAAAAUGUUUUAAAAUAUGAAUUUGAUAGCAAAUGCUACAUAUUUUUAUUUCUUAGAUAAUUUUUUUUUAUAAACAGGAGAUGUAAGAAAUAUCCAUUGGAAAUAAUCUAUGUUGUAAGCCAAAUGCAAUGAAAUGUGUAUUCCAAACCAUGUAUUCUCUAGCACAGCCUGAAUUAUUAAAUAGAUUCAUAAGCAUU